Molecule: messenger RNA, 1185 nt
Organism: Exophiala mesophila
Lineage: Eukaryota; Fungi; Ascomycota; Eurotiomycetes; Chaetothyriales; Herpotrichiellaceae
Exons: 1
Coding region: 1-1185 (394 amino acids)
Molecular function (GO): hydro-lyase activity
Source: RefSeq, a predicted model, not a curated record
AUGGAUCUAUCAAGGCUGCUCCCUGCCGGAUCUGGCAACUCCAUCUCGUGCGUCGACAUGCAUACCACUGGUGAACCGACUAGAGUUAUUGUGAAGGGUUAUCCUAGACUCACUGGGACACUUCUGGAACAGAGGGCUCAAGCAAAGUCAGAAUUCGAUCAUGUUAGACGAAGGUUGAUGUUGGAACCUCGAGGUCAUUACGACAUGUAUGGCGCCAUUCUACGGCCUGAGACAGAGUUGACCAAAAGCGGCGAGGCGCAUAUCGGGGUUCUUUUCACCACCAACGAUGGAUACAGCACAAUGUGUGGACACGCAACCAUCGCCUUAGGUCGGCUACUAUUGGACACGCAUGAUCUCGACUUCUUUCCUCGUAGGAAUGAUAUUAAGCACGACGCUGAGACGAGGACCGCCACCCUCAACCUUCAUGCUCCUUGUGGUCUACUCAAAGUGAGUGUUCCAGUCAAUGCAGAAGGUUCAGCUUCAGAUCCUACUCGGCCAGUGUCCUUUGUCUCUGUGCCGUCCUUUGCAACGGGAACCGAUGUUAUUCUGUCAAUUCCCGAGGCCAAUCAAUGGCCUGAGAUAAAGGGUGGCAGUGGGAAGUUGCGGGUGGACUUUGCGUAUGGAGGCGCGUUUUAUUGUUUUGUGUCGGCGCAGAAUCUUGGCUUUCCAGGAGGGUUGCAUGGUCGGGAUCUCGAUCGAUUGAGCGUGGCCACGGCCUCCUUGAAAUCAUACCUCAUAGCCGACUCUGGCUACAAGUCAUACUUUGAGCAUCCAGAACAUCAGGACCUUAGUUUCUUGUAUGGAGUGAUUGUGACGGAUGAUUCGAAUGAGGAAGAAAAUGGUGGUUCAGAGGUUGGGCUGUGUUUCUUUGCCAACCAGGAGAUUGACAGAUCACCUACUGGGAGUGGAGUGGCAGCCCGUGCGGCACUUGCCAUUCAGAAGGGCGAGAGAAAGAUUGGUGAGGAAUGGGUAUAUCAUUCCUUGGUUUCUCGGGAGAAGAAGGGCCCCGGGUUUACGGGCACGGUGGUGGAGGAAGUGCAAACUCCCAGGUCAUAUCCAGCAUCAGCAUCUCAUCAAUAUCGGGUAAGGGUUGAGGGCAAGGCAUUCUACACAGGGGUCAGUACAUUCCUUGUGGAAGAAGAAGACCCUUUAGGGGAUGAUGGAUUUAUAUUUAGAGAGUUGUAA